Messenger RNA from Talaromyces proteolyticus, 1230 nucleotides. RefSeq lists its product as uncharacterized. Gene Ontology annotation, biological process: vesicle-mediated transport; mitotic spindle elongation. Lineage: Eukaryota; Fungi; Ascomycota; Eurotiomycetes; Eurotiales; Trichocomaceae. The record is from RefSeq and is a predicted model, not a curated record. Gene Ontology annotation, cellular component: Golgi membrane. The coding region runs from base 1 to 1230 and encodes 409 amino acids. The transcript is spliced from 3 exons.
AUGCCUGCCGAUUACCAGUCCACCGCCCGAGCGCUGUCACUUCCCAUCUCAGAGUCUGAAGAAUCCGACACGCCUCUGUUCGCCGGUAUUCUUCCACCAUGGAGCCAAUCCUCUAUUAUGAGACGCGGCUCUCUGCCUCUUUCCACGAGAGAAGCCGCCACUUUCCGAGACCGAAUGAUCAAUAAAGCCGAAGCCACGUAUCGCACAUUCAGAGAUCGGUGGAGUAAGAUGACUCUCAAGCAGAAGCUUGUGUCGUCACUUAUCGGCUUUCUAAGCAUGCUUGCUGGCUUAGCUUUUUUGUUUUUUGCAGGUCGGAUCUUUAUUUGGUUAGGGCCUGUCGCAGACCGAUGGGAACAUGCGCCCUGGGCUUACAUCGUGGUAUGGCUAUCCGUCAUUCUCGUCUCUUUUCCCCCAAUGGUAGGGUGGUCAACAAUAGGGACUGUUUCUGGGUUUCUUUUUGGUUUUUGGAAGGGGUGGAUUCUUUUCACCACGGCUACUAUAGUAGGAUCGACCCUUUCUUUGAUAGUAUCACGCACGAUCCUCUCAAGCUUUGUUCAUCGCUUGCUCGAGAAUGAUAAACGAUUUGCCGCGCUUGCCUUGACUCUUAAGUACGAUGGGCUCAAACUUCUCUGCAUGAUUCGACUGUGCCCGCUGCCGUAUUCGAUAUGUAACGGCGCCAUGUCUACAUUUCCGACUGUCAAACCUCUCAGUUACGCCAUUGCUACCGCGGCUAUUGCGCCAAAGCUGAUGGUGACUGCUUUCAUUGGCAGUCGCAUUCGUAUUCUAUCCGAAAACAACGAACAAAUGAGUGCGGGUUCCAAGGCGAUCAAUAUCAUUAGCAUUAUCGUUACCGUUUCAAUUGGCAUUGGCACUGGUAUAUAUAUUUACAGAAGAACGCUAGCCCGCGCCAAAGAAUUGGAGGAGCAGGAGCGCGCUGCUAUUCGACGCUCAAUAGAUGCCGACCACGCUGCAGGGCGUCCUCAUCGAUUUUCUGACGACCGGGAUGUCAAUACAGCAGCCACCACUUUAGCCCGCGAUGAAGAAGAGCAACUCGGAUUCCAUGAUAUCGAUGAAGAUAACGUCGAUAUUGUUGUGGAAGGAGAUAAUUUGGAUGUCCAUGGAACUAGAUCAUACCGAGACGAUUUCACUGAUAACGACUCUGAUGUCUUCCAAGACGAUGACGGAGAGGACUCGGAAGCAUUUGGCCUUCAUACCCAUGUACAGCGCUAG